GUCCAGCGGGAGGCGGAGCGAGUCCAAAAUGGCGGCUCUCAGGCUGGCGCGCUCCGUGCUGCUGAGGCUUUGAGGUGGUCGCCGGGGGCCGGAGGGGGGACGAUUUCCCCGCCGCGGGGCCCCCAGAGAAUGAAUCGGGGGCUCUGCUGAGGCGAGGCGGCGGGGCUGGAGAGCAGUGGCAGCAAAGGGCUGCGGUGGCGUCCACGCAGCGGGAUGUGCGAGAGUUACUCCAGGUCGUUGUUGAGGGUCUCGGUGGCGCAGAUCUGCCAGGCGCUGGGCUGGGACUCGGUGCAGCUCAGUGCCUGCCACCUCCUCACCGACGUCCUGCAGCGCUAUCUGCAGCAGCUGGGCCGAGGCUGCCAUCGGUACUCUGAACUCUAUGGCCGAACUGACCCCAUUCUGGAUGAUGUUAGUGAAGCCUUCCAACUUAUGGGGGUUAAUCUGCAUGAACUAGAAGACUAUAUUCAUAAUAUUGAACCUGUCACCUUCCCACAUCAAAUACCUUCAUUUCCUGUUAGCAAGAACAAUGUCCUUCAGUUUCCUCAACCUGGAAGUAAAGAUGCAGAGGAAAGAAAAGACUACAUUCCCGAUUACCUGCCACCCAUCGUGUCUUCUCAGGAAGAGGAAGAAGAGGAGCAGGUGCCCACUGAUGGAGGCACCUCAGCAGAAGCUAUGCAAGUGCCCUUGGAAGAAGACGAUGAGAUGGAGGAGGAAGAGGUCAUCAACGAUGAGAAUUUCUUGGGUAAGAGGCCACUGGACAGUCCUGAGGUGGAAGAAAUACCCGCCAUGAAGCGCCCGCGACUCCUGAGCACUAAAGGGGAUUCCCUGGAUGUUGUACUGUUAGAAGCACGAGAACCUCUCAGUUCCAUAAACCCACAGAAGAUCCCACCAAUGCUUUCUCCUGUGCAUGUCCAGGACAGUACAGAUCUCACCCCUCCAUCACCGGAGCCCCCGAUGCUGGCUCCGUUUGCAAAAUCACAACUACCAACUGCAAAGCCAUUAGAAACAAAGUCAUUUGCACCGAAAACAAAGACUAAAGCUAGCUCUCCAGGACAGAAGACUAAAUCACCCAAAACUACCCUAUCACCAGCAAGGCUUGGAAGUCCCAUUCGGUCACCAAAAACCAUCCCCAAAGAAAAGAAAUCACCAGGGCGUUCUAAGAGCCCCAAGAGUCCCAAGAGCCCCAAGAUUAUAACUCACACUCCCCAACCCCCUCCCAGACCUGAAACGCCAAAUAGAACCCCUUCAGCUAUAGUAGUUGAAAAGACUGUUAAAGAAAUCAUCCCAGUGAAGCCAACACAGACUCCCCCAGAAAUUGGGAAACUGAACAUGGAAAUGCAGCCGAAAAAGGCUGUGGCAGACAAAACCAUCGAUGACUCCAUCGAUGCCGUGAUUGCGCGCGCCUGUGCAGAGCGGGAGCCAGAUCCUUUCGAGUUUUCUUCGGGAUCGGAAUCUGAAGUGGACACUUUUACAAGCCCUAAGAGGAUUUCCGGUUCAGAGUGCACCACUCCAAAGGCUUCCACUUCUUCCAAUAACUUCACCAAGUCUGGGUCUACUCCUCUGCCUCUUUCUGGCGGAACUUCAAGUUCUGAUAACUCGUGGACGAUGGAUGCCUCGAUUGAUGAGGUGGUACGGAAGGCAAAACUGGGAACCCCUUCCAGCAUGCCUCCCACCUUCCCGUAUAUCUCUUCUCCCUCCAUUUCUCCUCCCACUCCCGAACCUCUGCACAAGGGGUAUGAGGAGAAAGCCAAGCUGCCUUCAUCUGUGGAUGUAAGGAAGAAGUUGAAAAAAGAACUGAAGACUAAAUUGAAAAAGAAAGAAAAGCAGAGAGAUAGGGAGAGGGAAAGAGAGAGAAACAAAGAAAGAAGCAAAGAGAAGGAUAAAAUGAGAGAAAGGGAGAAGGAAAGGGAAGCUGCCAAGGAAGUCAAGUACCCAUGGAAGGACUUUAUGAAAGAUGAAGAUCCCGAUCCCUAUAGGUUUAAAAUCAGAGAAUUUGAAGACCUUGAUCCAAAAGUGCGGUUGAAAGACGGGAUAGUGAGGAAGGAGAAAGAGAAGCAUAAGGACAAGAAGAAAGAUCGAGAACGAGGCAAGCGAGAUAAAGAUAAGAGAGAAAGGGAAAAGAUUAAAGAAAAAAGCAGAGAAGACAAGAUAAAGGCUCCUCCAACACAGCUGAUAUUACCUCCGAAAGAAAUGGCACUACCUUUGUUCAGCCCUUCCACAGCAGUGAGGGUCCCAUCCAUGCUGCCUGCCUUGCCCCCGAUGCUCCCAGAAAAACUGUUUGAGGAAAAAGAGAAACCAAAGGAAAAAGAAAGGAAAAAGGACAAAAAGGAAAAGAAGAAGAAGAAAGAGAAGGAGAAGGAAAAGGAGAAGAAAGAGAGGGAGAGGGAGAAAGAGAAAAGGGAGAGAGAGAAGAGAGAAAAAGAGAAGGAGAAACACAAGCAUGAAAAAAUAAAAGUGGAGCCCGUGAUCCCAGCCCCAAGUCCAGUUAUCCCCAGGUUGACUCUGCGAGUUGGCGCUGGCCAAGACAAAAUUGUCAUCAGCAAGGUGGUGCCAGCUCCAGAGGCUAAGCCAGCCCCUUCUCUGAACAGACCUAAAACCCCGCCUCCAGCCCCAAUCCCAGUUCCUGUGCGCGUGAGCCCUACUCCUCUACCACCACCACUCCUCACCCAGGCUGCAAUGUGCCCAGCCCUGAUGCCAUCCCCAGCUCCUGCCCUCUCUGGAGUGGGGAGUGCCAAAGCCCCAGUGCGGAGCGUGGUGACAGAGACGGUCAGCACUUAUGUGAUCCGCGAUGAGUGGGGCAAUCAAAUCUGGAUCUGUCCAGGGUGCAACAAGCCUGAUGACGGGAGUCCUAUGAUCGGCUGUGAUGGCUGUGAUGAUUGGUACCACUGGCCCUGUGUGGGAUUAAUGGCCGCUCCUCCAGAAGAAAUGCAAUGGUUCUGCUCCAAAUGUGCCAAGAUAAAGAAAGACAAGAAGCACAAGAAGAGGAAGCACCGUGCACACUGACGUCAGCGUGGGCAGGACUGAUGCCCUGCGCCUGUUGGGGCUGGGCCGGUUCUGCCAUCCUGUCUCCCCCCAGGCCCUGUGGACAGCGCAUCCCGGAGGGGCAAGGACAAGAAUGUGCCAUCGCUCGAGAUGCUCCCGUCUGAAACACAUGGGCCUGAGCUCCCACGGCGUGUGACUGAAGAGAAACCCCAGUGGAGGCGUGGCCUGAGGGUUAGCACCUCUAUCUGCCUAUUACCAGUGACAAGUAUUAAUAAAGACACCACACAUCUUCCCUCUUGAUUUCCUUUCUUCUCUCCAGGACCUUUUAUUACACUGUUAAAUGAGAAGGUAAUGUACAAAUGCCUUGAUUGUAAUUGAAGGAUGCAUCAUUAGGUAUAGUUUCCAAGCCCCCUCCCUCACAGAGAUAAUCAUAAGGAAAGAACGCCCCAGUCAGAGGACUGGUAAAUAUUUUUGUGAUGAGAAUAUAUGAAACUCCCCCACCGACCCCACUUUUAUUACUAACAUGUAAAAUGUUCAGGCUUUUGUGAGAUACCUUAUAUUUUUUAAGAAAAAGGUUUCUAUCAUGUCCUGUUCACCUCCGUGCAAAUUAUUUUCCUUUAUUUUAUAAUUUGGUUGUGUUCUAAUCCUGCUCUUCUGUAAACUGCUGGAGCCUCUUCUCACCGCCACGUGUACAUUUAUCAACUUGUAUAAAACUCUUGAUACUAAGAACGAUUUCCCCUGACUGUAAAUAAUAAAUAUUUAUGAAGUAGUUAUUUUUAAAAUUUUUUAUCGUGUUUAAUUCUGACUUUCUCUGGAAUCCACUGUGAUUUCAGCCAUGUCUGUAAUUGCUGCUGAACGUAGGCAAAGAAGACAGAGAGAGAGAGAGAGAGAGAGAGAGAGAGAGAGAGAGAGAGACCAGCUAUCCCUCCCCAAAUGCAGUGCCCGCAACACGGUGGGGAAAGGGCCCUAGCAGGUGGAAGGAACAAGGCAAUUUAAAUCUAGCGUUGAUGGUUUCAAAUUGUUUUGUUUGUUAUAUAUUUUCUGUAAAUUUCUCUCACUUUUACUAUAAGGACAUGUAGUUUCCACAAAAGUAAAAAAAAAAAAAAGAAAAAGAAAAAAAAAAGAAAAAAAUACUGUAGCAUUUUGUGUUUAUAUUGUUUUAUUUCUACAGAUUUGUUCAUGGAUAUUGUGCUUUAAGGUUGAAAUGAAGUAUAUUAUGAAUUUUUUUAAGAAAACGCAUCAAAUUUCAGGGUAUCACAAAACUUUAUUAUAUUACUAUACUGCCCACUAUUUAUUAUAUGUUAUAGAUAUCUGAAACGUAAACCAAAUAUUUUAUUUUUAAUGUAAAAAAAACAUCAAAUUUAACUUUAUUAGCAUAUUUUAGUGACUUUGGAAUAACUGUGGACUUUUACUUGAUUUUGAAAUAAUCCCGAUUUGGGCUUAUGUGAAGGCUAUCUUGAAUGUUAGAAUGUGGGAUUUGAACCUAAUACAAAUAUACGAAUAGAAAUGUGAUUUUUUUUUCUUUUUACUGCCAACUCAAUUGAUAUCAGAUUAUAAUUAGUCCUAUUUUAAAACAUAAAAUGUGGUUUCAGAAAUGCAGUUCUCUGCCUUGAUGUUAAAUUACCUAACAGUGGGAAUGCAGUCAACCAGGGAAGAGUGUGGAUAUCACUACCCUCCUUGUUCUAGAAGCCAGAAGCUUUCUUCCCCUGUCCCCCACAAAAUUUCUAUGUUGAGAUAUGUGUAUUUUUUUUGUUUGUUUCAUUCAUUAGAAAGCAUUCUAAAUACUUUAUACAAUAUUUUCACAUGCACAAAUAUACCCACUAGUGCUUUUUGGAGAGGGGUGAAGGGUGGGGGGAAGUGCAAAAUAAAGAUUAUUGGCUGUUUCGUA
Molecule: messenger RNA, 4870 nt
Organism: Phodopus roborovskii (desert hamster)
Lineage: Eukaryota; Metazoa; Chordata; Mammalia; Rodentia; Cricetidae
Gene: Taf3
Product: TATA-box binding protein associated factor 3
Exons: 7
Coding region: 214-3003 (929 amino acids)
Cellular component (GO): transcription factor TFIID complex
Molecular function (GO): protein heterodimerization activity
Source: RefSeq, a predicted model, not a curated record